Molecule: messenger RNA, 3930 nt
Organism: Orycteropus afer afer
Lineage: Eukaryota; Metazoa; Chordata; Mammalia; Tubulidentata; Orycteropodidae
Gene: FRMPD1
Product: FERM and PDZ domain containing 1
Exons: 14
Coding region: 1-3930 (1309 amino acids)
Cellular component (GO): cytoskeleton
Molecular function (GO): protein binding
Source: RefSeq, a predicted model, not a curated record
AUGGAAGAGCUGGAGAGCAGUUUGCUGCAGACACGGAAAGCGCACAGAAUAGAGCACAUGGUGGCGAGAUGGCUGCGGCGCUCUCGGGACAGCUCAGCUCGGGCUAAAGGUGCUGUGGCUGAUGUGUUCCCUGGGAACUCAAGCUCGACCCUCACCCCUGUGAGGCAUACAGUAAAGAUAGAGAAAGAUGCCCUCCUUCAGGACUACGGAUUUCACCUUUCCGAAAGCCUUCCUCUCACAGUGGUGGCUGUCACGGCAGGAGGCACCGCUCACGGCAAGCUCUUCCCCGGUGACCAGAUUCUGCAAAUGAACGACGAGCCUGCUGGAGACCUUUCCUGUGAGCGAGCAGUUGACAUUCUGAGGGAAGCCGCAGAUUCCAUUUCGAUCACAGUUGUUCGCUGCACGUCGGGAGUCCCCAAGUCAUCCUUCCUGACUGAGGAGAAGAGAGCCAGGCUGAAGACCAACCCUGUGAAGGUGCACUUUGCCGAGGAGGUGCUCGUCAGCGGGCACAGCCAGGGCAAUUCUCUGCUGUGUAUGCCCAACGUGCUCAAGGUCUACUUGGAGAACGGACAGACCAAAGCGUUCAAGUUUGAGGCAAACACAACUGUGAAGGACAUCAUCCUCACGGUGAAGGAGAAGCUGUCGAUCCGGAGCAUUGAGUACUUUGCGCUGGCCCUGGAAGAGCAGUACAGCGUCUCACGGCUGCAUCUGCUGCGUGAGGAGGAGCUCAUCCACCAGGUGGUGGAAAAGGAAGAGUCGCAUGACUACCGCUGCCUCUUCAGGGUGUGUUUUGUCCCCAAGGACCCCCUGGACCUCCUGAAAGAAGACCCUGUGGCCUUUGAGUACCUCUAUCUGCAGAGCUGCAGCGAUGUACUUCAGGAGCGCUUUGCCGUGGAGAUGGAGUGCGGCUCUGCGCUGCGGCUGGCGGCCCUGCACAUCCAGGAACGGAUCUACGCGUGUGCUCAGCCGCAGAAGAUCUCUCUCAAGUACAUAGAGAAAGACUGGGGAAUAGAGAACUUCAUAUCUCCAACUUUACUCCGAAACAUGAAAGGCAAAGACAUCAAGAAGGCCAUUAGCUUCCACAUGAAGAGGAACCAGAACUUGCUGGAACCCCGACAGAAGCAACUUAUUUCUGCUGCCCAGCUACGCUUAAAUUACCUACAGAUCCUUGGAAAACUCAAGACAUAUGGUGGGAAAAUCUUUAAUGCUACUUUAAUGUUACAGGACAGAGAAUCCUACAUCACCAUACUAGUCGGAGCCAAGUAUGGGAUUAGCCAGAUCAUUAACAGCAAGCUCAAUAUCAUGUCCACACUGGCCGAGUUUGCAAACAUCAGCCGCGUAGAGCUCACAGAAGAGUCUGAGAAAGUGAGCAUGGUCAGAGUGUAUCUUCAGGACGUCAAGGUUCUGACUUUGCUGCUGGAAUCCAACAGUGCAAAAGACCUGGGCUGUCUUAUUGCUGGGUACUACAGGCUGUUUGUCGACCCACUCACCUCCAUUUUCCUGUGGCCUGGAAGCAAGCAGCAGGUGCACCGGGUGUCUGCUGAAGAAGGGCCCAGAGCUGUCUCUGCUGUAGAACCCAGCACCACAGACUUGCAGAGUAAGGCCAGCGCUUGCGACCCUGAGGACAGCCUGAAUCCUGGCCCAGGUGGACGAGGGCCCAGCAGAAGGGGAGGGAUGAAGAAGUAUGCCAAGACCCUGAGGAAAAGGAGGUCCUUCCUACAGACUGACUACACGUCGCAGGUCUCAUUUCCCCUGAUGUCCUCGGCCUCCCUGGAGAGCGUGGACGAUGUGUGCUACUAUGACAGGGAGCCCUACCUGGCUCCCGGUACCCCCUCCCCAACUGUGUCCUCCCUGCAGGACAUGCAGGGUGAGCCUGGCCUUUUGGAAACCAAGGCCCUGGCGCUGCUGGCUCCCCUGAGAGAGGCCAAGAGCAAAAACCCAGCCUCCAGGGUCAUGGAGAUGGAGCCGGAGACCAUGGAAACCAAGUCAGUCAUCGACUCCCGGGUGUCUUCUAUUUCUGCCAUCCGCCUCCGGGUUGACUCUAACCAUAAAGAAAAUUCCGCGGUUGUCCCGUUGACUGCCCCUGUUGUCCGUUCCCCAGCAAGCUCCUCUCACUGUUCCGAGCCAGGUUCAUCUGGACCAGAUGCUGCCCAGGCAGGGCCUCCCCAAACCUUAUCUCCCUCUCAAGACCCAGAUGGCAGUGCCCCCAAAGAAGGGGCCACAGAGACUGGGGGCAGCACGUCCCUCUCCAGCGCCCAUCCUGCCGCAGACAGGGUCUGUCCGGCCCUCGGCUCAGGGCCGCACAUCGUCUCUCAGGAAGAUGCAGUACCGCUUGGAGCGGUCCAAUCGGAAGCAGGAUUGGCAUCUUUGUUUACAAAUGAUAUGCAAGAAACUGCCCCUAAAAACACAGGACCUUUGCUGUCUCCCAGAGACCAGCCCAGAAGUGGUGAAUGUGCAAUGAAUUCCGGAGAGAAGAUGGCCUCUUUCCCUACAGAGCAAAAGCAGCGAGGACAGCGACUUUUGGAGAGUGACAGAAAGGCUACAGACAAAAUGGGCAACGGCUUCUUUCCAGAGGAUUCUGAGAAGGAUGCGGAUGACCCCGAGGGUGACCUGGCAGCUGCUGCUGUGCAGGCGCUUGGCGCCCGGGCUCCAGCUGUGGAGACGAGUGGCUCCCUCUCCUCGGAGGCUCCUGUAACAGGGACCAAGCAGAGCCCUGCACGCGCUCCCAGGGGUCCUCAGGGACAAAGCAAAGAAACACCAGGCCAAGCCUCUGGGACCGAAGACCAAAAGUUACUGGCAGACUUGGAUUUAGAUGCUGAGUUUUUGCUCGAGGACCAGCCCAUUCUAUCAGCCUUCCCUCCCGAGGGGGUCAAGGCAGAGCCGCCUAACCAUAGGGUGCGGGGAGACGCAGCCCCUAUGGACACUGCUCCAUGCAUCUGUUUGAACCCAGAGCCUUCCCUGCAAAAUCCACGCCCGCGUCCCCAAGAGAAGCCCCACUGGGAGGGUCCAAACCACUGCUCGCUGUCAGAAAGCAAAGGCAAGAACCCUGGCAUCUGCCUGCACGCCGAGAAGCCCUUCCUGUGUUUCGCCCCAGGAGACCAUCCUGAUGUCCCUGCCAGGCCCAGGGUGGCCACGUCUCUGGGUUUUGUGGGCAUGAGUGAGGCGGUAGCGCCCAUGACAGGGCUGGAGCACUGUCGCUGCCAGGUCUCCUACGCCACGUGCUUCCGUGGCCCGCAGCCUGAGCUGCAGGAAGCAGACAGGGACUCGGGAGCACAGCCCACGCCCCCGCGCACGUCCCCGCCGUGUGCGGGCAGCCCGCCAGCCCUGCCCUGGAGGCCUCCCCGGGCCCGCAGCUGCAGCCCUGAGCCCCAGUGGAGGAGCGACCGCCUCUGGCCCGAGUACUGCUCCCGGGCCCUGGGACGGCUGCGAGCUGCCCCCGCCAGUGCCCCCGAGGGCUUCACCCAGCUCUCGGAGAGCUUGCUGGAGCUGCAGGGCGUCCUGGAAGCCUCCCGGGGGGAUGGGAGCAAGCACCCCCCAGAGAUGUGCACCUGGCACCUUUCUGAAAGUCGGAGCCGCCUCUGCGUGGGCUCCCAGAAGCUCCUGUCGAGCUGCCAGCACGUGAUCAGAAUGGACCAGUCCCCCGAAGAGCUGCAGGGCGCCGUGUGGGACACCUUCCUGCACCUGGUCCAGCUGGCCGGCCUGUGCGUCCAGUUCACUGACUGCAGCCGCUGCUCUGCCCGCCACAGGGAGGCGGCUGGCCACCUGAGGGACGUGGUGGACACCUACUGCCAGUUCGUGGAGGCCGCUAGGCUGACCUGCGAGAGAGGCUACCACGACUUGAGCGUGAAACUCUUGGCCCGUCAGUGCACGGCCCUCACGGCCUCCGUGUUCUGUUUGACCCAUAAAUUCCGGGCAUCGACUGCCCUGUGA